UUACUGUGGAGAUAUGUUUCUUUAUAAACGAACUUGAAGCGUUAAGACAUUCUGUUGCAAACCAUAUUACAGAGAGGUCUGUGCCAGAAGACUUUACUGCAAGAUAAGUAUUGAAAAAUUGAGUGUACACUCACCAAUUUAACGCCCUCUGAGUUGACGCAUCCAAAAUUUGUUGAACACUAUGCCAAAGAUUCAGACUUCGAUUAAUGCCAAGCCAACGCCUGCUGAGACACCUGAUAGUAAGGGUUUAGUAAGGAAGACACUAACUGCUUCAGAGCUUGUGGGAGAUAACAGCAAUUUUUAUGUGUUUUGUCAGACCUGUGUCCGUGCAGAAAAGGACAAUGAGGAGGUAGACUCUCAAGACAAGAGCCAGUUAAUCAAAAAUGGAGACAUGAAACAAGGGGCGUUUGCCAAGUUCUGCAGCAAUUUUCAGAAGAAAAUAAACGUUGAAAAUACACAGGAAAAAAAGUGUGAACAAACCAUCUUCGUGUCCUGGGAUUACUGAUGUCGUAUUUGGUGUAGCUUUAACUGCAACUGCUGUCUUGCUUAUGGUUUAUAUCUUUUGCCUAAAAUCAAGAAUCCUGGCCAAGAUUUAUUACGUUUUUUCUGAGUCAAUUGAGGUGCAGUACGGUGAAUGGAAGAUGAGAUCAGGAAUAUUUAGGACUAUGAGACUAGAUUUCUUCACAACUAUUUAAUUCACAGAUACAUUGAGUUUUGCUGGUAUUAGCAUCUUGGAAGAUGUUUUGGCCACCUUGGUCCUCGUGGUUACUUUUAUGUUGCUGUGAAUGCUGUUCAGAUGGUUUGGUAUUAUCCCCCCCCCAUGGGAAUGGAUGACCUUUCUGGCAUACUGACCCCACGUCACUAACCACACGCGCAUGGACGAGUGCCUGGAUGUUGCUCUCGACUUCUGGAGUGGAGCGACCCAGAGCCACCCAAUCACUGACCCUGACGUCAGACAGUGCCAUGCCCGGUCCACAGCAAGGAGUAGAAGCAGCGGUACCUCCAUACAUUGGGCAGCCAUUUUGACAUUCUUGGAGUAGGGUCUGGAUCAUUGAGAUGGUUGCCUGAUGUAUGCUGGAACUGCUGAUGGCUCUCUCGCACCUCAGGGUCCAGCAUGAUGUUGUCUGACUGCUCAUCUGGGUCAGCCUCUGUGUCUCGGAGGUUGGUAUCCGCUCCGGAGUUUAGGAGUAUUUGUCCUACUGAGCAGUGUGCGAUUUGGGAUCAGCGUGCCAGAUGAUACAAUAAGGUCCGUAUAAAAGGAGAUUAUGUCCAGUGAUCAUGAAGGAUAUGGCAUUCGCUCCUUAUUUGAUCCACUGGCUGGUGUAUUUGCUGCUAAGAACUACUAUCUCAGCAGCAUUCACAACAUAAGUCACCAUCUGGAGAGAAAGAUUGCCAUCAUCUUCUGGAUGUUGAUAUCACGAUAUCUGAUGAAUCCGACUGUAAUAAGGCUACACUUAUAAAUCUACUGGAAAACUAUAUCGUGCCAACAA
Molecule: messenger RNA, 1490 nt
Organism: Zootermopsis nevadensis
Lineage: Eukaryota; Metazoa; Arthropoda; Insecta; Blattodea; Termopsidae
Source: RefSeq, a predicted model, not a curated record